This is a messenger RNA of Silurus meridionalis, 5747 nucleotides long. RefSeq names its product sema domain, seven thrombospondin repeats (type 1 and type 1-like), transmembrane domain (TM) and short cytoplasmic domain, (semaphorin) 5Bb (gene sema5bb). The transcript is spliced from 22 exons. The coding region runs from base 244 to 3459 and encodes 1071 amino acids. Lineage: Eukaryota; Metazoa; Chordata; Actinopteri; Siluriformes; Siluridae. The record is from RefSeq and is a predicted model, not a curated record. Gene Ontology annotation, molecular function: chemorepellent activity; semaphorin receptor binding. Gene Ontology annotation, biological process: axon guidance; semaphorin-plexin signaling pathway; positive regulation of cell migration.
GCGCGGAGUUCGCAUGACCGUGUUGUGUUGUGCAGAGACUGAGCCGAGUCCUGGAGCUGCUCAUACACAGAGGUGUUGAUGUGUGCUGGACGCUGUCCACUGGAACGAGUCCAUGCUGAUGCUCGGCUGGUUACUCCCUUUGUUGUGAUAAAGGUGUGGUUGUCAUGGUAACCAUGCUGGCGACAUCCAUUUAUUCUCCUGGACCUUUUGUCGUCCUUCUCUCCUCGCUUUUGUCCACUCCUUAUGUCCCAGCAUUCCCUGACCUCUAACCCCGACCGUGUCUCUUCUCCUGCUAAACAGUGCAGCGUCAAACUGCACCCUGUAACUUCUCAUGAAGCUCUGAGUGUGUGGCUCUCGUCUUUCUCAAUGCCUGGAGUUAGUGAUUACUCGCAGCUCGCUUUAGACCUCAGCAGGAACCAGCUGAUCGUUGGAGCAAGGAACUACCUGUUCAGACUGAGUUUGGCCAAUAUUUCUCUACUUCAGGGCAUGGAGUGUGGAGUGGAUGAAGACACACGCAGAUCUUGCCGGAGCAAAGGGAAGACAGAGGAUGAGUGUCAGAACUACAUGCGUGUCCUCCUCCUGAGCGGCUCUCGGCUGUUCUCCUGCGGCACCAAUGCAUUCUCCCCGAUCUGCACCAGCCGCUCUGCCUCCGAUCUCGCCCAUGUGAUGGAGACGGUGAACGGGGUCGCUCGCUGUCCUUAUGACCCCAAACACAAUUCCACCGCCAUGGUAACGGAAAGCGGCGACCUCUACGCCGCUACAGUAAUUGAUUUCUCGGGACGUGACCCCGUGAUCUACCGCAGCCUUGGGAACAUGCCUCCUCUCCGCACAGCUCAGUACAACUCCAAAUGGCUGAACGAGCCUCAGUUUGUCUCGGCGUACGAGGUAGGCCGUUUCACGUACUUUUUCCUGCGGGAGGUGGCGGUGGAGGAAGAUUGUGGGAAGGCGAUGUUCUCUCGGGUGGCGCGGGUAUGUCAGAAUGACGUAGGCGGUCGCUUUCUGCUCGAGGACACCUGGACGACGUUCAUGAAGGCCAGACUGAACUGCUCGCGCUCAGGAGAUGUGCCUUUCUACUACCACGAGCUCCACAGCACCUUCUUCCUGCCUGAGCAAGACCUCAUCUACGGCAUCUUCACCACCAACAUUAACAGCAUUGCUGCCUCUGCAGUGUGUGCCUUCAACCUCAGUGCCAUCACUCAGGCCUUCAACGGUCAAUUCCGCUACCAGGAGAACCCUAGAAUGAGCUGGCUCUCCACCCCGAACCCCAUCCCCAACUUUCAGUGUGGGACGGUAGGCGACAAUGGCCCAGGCGGGAAUCUAACAGAACGGAGUCUGCAGGAUGCUCAGAAGCUGUUUCUGAUGAGUGAAGUUGUGCAGCCUGUGUCCAUUGACCCCUUGAUCAGCCAGGACAAUAUCUGCUUUUCCAAACUGGUUGUGGACAUUGUGCAGGGCCGUGACACACUAUACCACGUCAUUUACAUCGGGACAGAACAUGGAACCAUUAUCAAAGCGCUCACCUCAUCUAGUCAAAAUCUACGUGGAUGCUAUCUUGAGGAGAUGAAGCUUCUUCCAGCUGAUCAGCAGGAACCAAUCCUUAACCUGCAGAUCCUGCAAAGUGACAGGUCUCUAUUUGUGGGUUUGAGCAGCAGAGUUUUGAAGAUCCCAUUGGAGAGAUGCUCCAGCUAUGAAACCCAAAGGGAAUGCUUGUAUGCGAGGGAUCCAUAUUGUGGCUGGGACAGAAAACAGAGACGCUGCACUACAAUUGAAGCCAGCUCCAACAUGAGCCAGUGGAGCCAGAAUAUCACACAGUGUCCCGAGCAGAAUCUUACUCGAGAUGGAGGCUUCGGCUCGUGGUCGGCGUGGCACUCGUGCACCCAUGAUGACGGAGGUGAAACUUCAAGCGCCUGUCUGUGUCGCUCUCGAAUGUGUGAUCACCCGGUCCCCCAGUGUGGUGGGGCCGAGUGUGUGGGACCCUCGAUGGAGGUGGCCAACUGCUCCAGAAGUGGUGGUUGGACUCCGUGGUCCUCCUGGACUCCAUGCAGCACCAGCUGUGGUGUAGGGUUUGAGGUGCGUCAGCGUUCAUGCAGUAACCCAACGCCCCGACACGGAGGGAGAGUGUGUGUAGGUCAGACGCGAGAGGAGCGGUUGUGUAAUGAGGACUCUGUGUGUCCCAUGGCUGUCUCCUGGGCUCAGUGGACUUCCUGGUCUACAUGCACAGCAGUGUGUGGUGGCGGGUUUCAGUCCCGUGUCCGAACCUGUGAAAAUGGAAACUCCUGCUCUGGGUGUCCUCAGGAGUACAGAACGUGCAAUUUGGAGACAUGCCCUGAGGUACGUCGAUACACCCCCUGGUCUGCAUGGUACCCAGUGAAUGUGACGCUGGGCGGAGUCAGACAAGAGCAGCGUGUGAGACACACUUGUCGAGCACCACUGGCAGACACACACCUCCUGCAGCUGGGCAAACGCAAAACAGAGACGCGUCACUGCCCACCUGCUGGCGGAGCUCCGGGGUGUGAGACUGACGAUCUGGUACAAGACUUAGUGAGUGUGGCACAACCCAUGACACCAGUGCAGGGGGUCAUCUGGUUGCCCUGGGAGACGUGGUCUUCAUGUUCCAAAGAGUGCUCGAGAGGUUUUCGAACACGUAAGCGCUUGUGUGUCAAUCCUGAUAGCAAAAGUCCUGCAUUCCUGUGCAGUGGAACACCAGUGGAGUAUCAGGACUGUAACACCCAGCCAUGUUCAGUAAAGGGGGCGUGGUCAUGCUGGUCAUCCUGGUCUGAAUGUUCUACCUCCUGUGGGGGCGGGCAUUACCAACGCACUCGCACCUGCUCAAACCCCGCCCCUUCCAAUUCUGGCGACAUCUGCAUUGGCCUGCAUACUGAGGAGGCUCUGUGCAACAUGCAGGAGUGUGAUGGUGGAUGGGGGGUGUGGACAGAAUGGACCGAGUGUGAGGAUGGCCUUCAGUACCGUACUCGAGUGUGUGAGAUAAGCCCCGCCCCCUGUAGAGGGAACCACACAGAUCAGAGACGGUGUCUUCCUAAAGAAAGUGCAGUCGGCUCAGCAGGAGGGAAGAAAGGGCUAAACUGUGGAGGCUUUUCCCUCUUCCACCUGAUCCUGACUGGCGCCGUCUCCUUCCUGGUAGCAUUGCUGGGAUCUAUUCUUGCCUACGUAUUCUUUCAGAAGGUCUAUAAACCCAUCCAGGAGCCUGCGGUGAUCCAUCCCAACACGCCCAACCACCUUCAAAACAAACACAACACCAGCACACCCAAGAAUGAGAAAUAUACUCCCAUGGAGUUUAAGACGCUCAACAAGAACAACUUGCUUCCAGACGAGAGCUGUAACUUCUACCCUCCUCCUCCACCCCAGACGAACGUCUACACCACCACCUACUACGCUCCUCCACUGGGCAAAUACGACUUCCCCUCUUUAGACUCGCCCUGCAGGAACUACAUGCACAGCUGAACCAAGACUCGUGUUUUCUGAGCCAUGUGUUAUCGCAGGUACCGUGGUGCUGAGUCAGCUCUGAACCGAUGGAGUGUGUGGACGUUCAAAAGAGCUCAGCACUUUUCUUGUUCUUUAAAAAAAAGAUAACAAGGAUGAACAAAUAGGGAAGUUUACUGGAAGCUUUACCUUGUUUUUGGACAUUUAGAGCUCAAAGGGACAGAUGGUGGAACGAAAGACAUGACCUCACCACAACUUGACCAAAAUAUGGGAACUUGUCUAAAAGACACUUUUGGGUAGGAUUCACAGAUCUUUUGAGUCUUCCACAAAGACAAAGGAUGGAAAAUUCUAGUUUUCCAGACCUUGUGAUUUCAGCCUGAUUGGGAUGUGGCACAGUGUUCACACUAGACUGCGCUGUUUUACUACUUUAUUACUGUCAUACUCAGAGCACCAACAAUUGAUCGAUCCAUUUACGCUUUGACUGUCCAAUCGCAUCACAUUUAAUACAUUCAUUUUUUUUUGAUGAUGCCAUGAUGAAGUAAGUCGCUGUGCACUUUUUAAAAAAGGUUGAGCAUCACUGGGGUCUAAUGUAGCUUUUAGCGCUAAACAGAGCCUCGGGAUGGAGGUAAGAUUCACACUUUAGAUUCAAACAGACACACAGCUGAAUUUAUUUUUAAUUAAAAACCAAACCAUGGUUGUUAACUUACACUAACACAUCAAACUGAACAUACAAUGCAACUUAGUGUGUUACACACACCAAAAAGUACAGUAUAAUUAGUUGUGUAUAAAAAAAAAUGAGCGAAUGUACAUGGUUGUCUGUGAUUAUGAUUUCUGUGUGUAGAUUUUUUUUUUAUUUUUAUUAUUAAAUUAUUGUAUAUACAACAUAGGAGCCAGAAACCAAAAGAAAUGUUAUAGUGGAGCAACGGUGUUAUUACAAUGUAAUUAACAGUGUAACAACACUGUAAUAAUAUUCGACUUUUUCAGGGGUUUGUCGAUACCAAUGCUGAUGCCAUACCUGUUCCAAUAUCUGAUCCAUGAUACAAUAAGAUUUUUUACUGAUAAAAAGAGGACUCAUUUUCUAUACAAGUAUCCUGUUAAAACAUUUCCACAGGAACAUUUCCAGCAUGGCUGAGUAACAAAAAAACGAUAGUAGUUCAGCUUUAAAGCAUGUUUCUUACAUUUAUGGUAUAUGGUAGAUGCUCUUAUCCAGAGUGACGUACAAUUAUUUCCUUUAUACAACCGAGUGGUAAGGGUCUUGCUCAAGGGCCUAACAGUGGCGGCUUGGUGGGUUUAUGAUUUGAACUUAAAACAUUCUAAUCAGAAAUCCAACAUCUUACCCACUGAGCUACCACAUGCCCACCUGUUAUUCAUGACAAUCAGUAGUGAUUUUGACAAAAAACUAAACUAAACUAAUGUGUUGCUAGUUUACACGCUUUUUUUGAUGCCACAUAUCCUAGAGUGCAGGGUCAGCCGGUAUACAGCUGCCCUAAUGCACAGAGGUUUAAGGGCCUUGCUCAAGGGCCCAACACUGGCAGCUUGGCAAUACUGGAAGGUAAACCCCUGACUUUCUGAUCAGUAACCCAAAAACUUAACCAGGGAGCUAGUGUGUAAACACACACAUAGUCCAACCACGGAAAGAGAAACUGAGCUUAAUGUUCUGUGAAGUCCCGAACUGAUUAAUACUAAACAGAAUAAUUGGUAUCAGUAUUGGUAUCAGUCCCUGAGUACAAGACACAACAGUAUCAAAGCUUCCCCAGUAUUUCUACCCCGUGUGUGUGUGUGUGUGUGUGUGUGUGUGUGUGUAAGGCAGGGACAAUGCUCCUAUUCCUCACAAUUGUAUUCUGUUUCUAUUCUCCAUGUUCCAGACGUCUCUGAGACGAAUGAAGUCUGAAGCAUGUGACACACGACUACAGAAAGCGAGUUGUGUAGAUUCGUUUUUAGGGAGAGGUGCAAAGCCGUGAAUUAUACUAAUAACUUUUUUGUAGAAUUUUUUAAAAUCAAAGUAAAAACUUUCUCUUUGAUGUUUACUGAAGGAAUAUGUUUUAUUCAAACUGCCAGUGGAUGAUGUCAAAAGGGGUGUGUGACAGAAGCUGACCAAUCAGCAGAUUCCUUUAAACUCGCACUGAGUGAAACUACAUGCUUUUUAGGGACUUAACACACAAUUAUUAUCGACACACACCUGCCCGCACUUCCUUUCUUUCUUCUUUCCUUCCUUCCUUCCUUCUUUCCUACCUUCUUUACUUCCUUCUGUCCUUCCUUCCUCUUUCUUUUUCUUUCCUCUGUACUAAUUUCCCACUCUCACUUUCUCC